Molecule: messenger RNA, 2477 nt
Organism: Oncorhynchus masou masou (cherry salmon)
Lineage: Eukaryota; Metazoa; Chordata; Actinopteri; Salmoniformes; Salmonidae
Product: syntaxin-3-like
Exons: 10
Coding region: 283-1533 (416 amino acids)
Biological process (GO): synaptic vesicle fusion to presynaptic active zone membrane; intracellular protein transport; exocytic insertion of neurotransmitter receptor to postsynaptic membrane
Cellular component (GO): presynaptic active zone membrane; synaptic vesicle; plasma membrane
Molecular function (GO): SNARE binding; SNAP receptor activity
Source: RefSeq, a predicted model, not a curated record
CUACAGGUUGGAAACACUGCUGCAGCCAUAUUGGAUAUACAUUUUGUAAAUAAAUAAAAUAACGAUUGCUUUUUAUUUGAUUACCAUAUUCUAAUGACUAUUUAGCCUACUGAGUCUUUUUACAACUAACUUUGAAAUGUAUUUUCGGACAAAUCACUGGAUUAAUCAGUAGGCUAAUACAUUGCAAUGGUCUCAUUUGGUAAACGUUUAAUUAGUGGUUGUAGAUUAGAAUAUCUAUUUUGAUAGUUUAGAGAUUGUGACAGUGGCAACGCAGUUUUGAAGAUGAAGGACCGACUGGAACAGUUGAAGGCGAAAAGUGAUGUGGCUGGGGACGAUGUGGAAGUUCCAGUGGAGAACCAAGCCUUUAUGGAUGACUUCUUCGCCCAGAUUGAGGAGAUUCGCAGCAGCAUCGAUAAAAUAGAUGAGAGUGUGGCACAAGCAAAGAAGCUGUACUCGACCAUCCUCUCCGCCCCUACAUCAGAGCAGAAGACGCAAGAUGAUUUGGAGGCGGUCACCAACGACAUCAAGAAAGCAGCCGGCACCGCUCGCAACAAACUAAAGAGUAUCGAGAAGCAACUCGAGACAAACACAGAGGAACGGUCGUCAGCAGACAUGAGGAUUCGGAAGUCCCAGCAUGCCAUCCUGGCCAAGAAGUUUGUGGAGGUGAUGACCAAGUACAACGAGGCUCAGACGGACUUUAGAGACAAGAGCAAAGGCCGCAUCGCCCGGCAGCUGGAGAUCACGGGAAAAACAACAACCGACGAGGAGCUGGAGGAGAUGUUGGAAGGAGGGAACGCAGCCGUCUUCACCGCAGGGAUCAUGGAGUCGGGUAUAUCGAAGCAGGCGUUGAAUGAGAUUGAGGCGCGGCACAAAGACAUUGUGAGGCUGGAGAGCAGCAUCAAAGAGCUUCAUGACAUGUUCGUGGAUAUUGCUAUGCUGGUGGAGAACCAGGGUGGUAUGAUUGACAAGAUUGAGAGCAACAUGGACCAAUCGGUGGGCUUCGUAGAGCGGGCGGUUGCCGACACCAAGAAAGCAGCCAAAUUUCAGCAGGAGGCCCGUAGGGUGAAGUUGAAGAGGAGUGUCCCAGAUUACCCCCAGUCUAACCUGGGUGGAUGGAUCAACAGUGGACACUGUCUGUCAAGAGAUACAUUCAGCAUUUCUCAGAGGAGAUACACCUCAGUCCGGCUAAAGGCCUUCCACCCUACAUUGUCUUUCGUCUUCUCUCUCUCUCUCUCUCUCUCUCUCUCUCUCUCUCUCUCUCUCUCUCUCUCUCUCUCUCUCUCUCACUCACUCACUCACUCACUCACUCACUCACUCACUCACUCACUCACUCACUCACUCACUCACUCACUCACUCACACACACACACACACACACACACACACACACACACUCUCCCUCCCUCUUUUCCCUCUCUCUCUCGUUCUUCUUUUAAGGCAUGCUUCCCCCCACAGCUCCUUUUCCCACUUCAAGGAUUUGUGUCAAUUAGCUUUGGUAGUGUGCUUCCUUAAUAAUCUAGGCGAAGACAGGUGAAUGUUAACACUGUGUAAUCAUGUCAAGUAACCAAAAGAUAUUGGUAAACAAAAUAAUAUGAAGAUAAAACGAUGAUUAAAAAAACUAUACAUUUUCUCACAGCCCUACUGACAGCUAGUAAUCAAAAGGACCCCAAAAUGGCACACUUUUAUGUUAUUAUUGUGUGUUGAAGUUAUUGCAUAAUAUUUCACCCACACAUUUCAUUUUUAUCCUACAUGUGUAUCGGUGCAUGUACCACCAGGGGGCAUGCCUGUGUCAAACUGUCACAUGCACGCUCUCUAGAAAUUAUGUGUAUAAACCCUGGAUGACUGUCAGGGGGCGCUGUAUUGAAGCCACCGUGCAGCCAUCUUGGUAAUCCUCCUCAAGCGUUAAAAAUAUUUUGGAAGCAAUAGAAAUGGAUUUGUUAAUGUCUACAUUAGUUUUUGACACAUUUAUUUUUUUAUUAAAUACACUUUAAUGCAUACUUUUAAAUUAUAUUAUGUGUGCUAAACAUGUUUUUUGAUAUGGGGAGAGUACUUAUGUUUCUGUCACCACUACAUAAAAACAACAACUUAAAUACAUGUAAUUUUGUCCUUGAAAUACUGUAGAAUUCCAUUCAUUCCUAUGGAGGACUGCGCCUUCAAGGGAAUGCCAAUAUGGCCGACCGGUGGCUUCAAAGCAUUUCAUUGGCCAAUACAUUGCAUCAACAGUCCAGGGUUUAUUUAUGUAAGUCAUUGCUCUAUCCUAUCUAAUAAUAGAUAAGAUAGUAUUUUUGUUGUGAUGUGAGCAAGCAAGCAGUAUCAAGUGAAUAGCCAAUAUAUGUGUUUGUGUCUUCAGUCGCAUACGUUUGUAGUGAUUUUGUAGGCAUUUAUAUGGAAAAUGUUAUCUGAUCAAAAUGUAAGAUCAGAUUUCAGUUUUUGUAGCCUUUCCCGUCUGUUGACAAAGAAUAAAAGAAAAAAAGAUUC